CCCACAGACGACAUGGCUGAUGCGACGCAGAGUCCCGGAGCUGAGGAGGAUUUUAUGGAAAACCAGGAGCUUUCAGGAGCGGGGGGAGACAGCGGGACACCGGGAGCUGCUGCCCGGGACAAACCCGUGUGUCUGAUCGUGCUGGGCAUGGCGGGGUCCGGGAAAACCACCUUCGUUCAGAGGCUGACGGCUCACCUUCACUCAGUUAAAACUCCUCCGUAUGUCAUCAACCUGGACCCUGCCGUCCACGAAGUCCCCUUCCCCGCAAACAUCGACAUCAGGGACACUGUGAACUACAAGGAGGUGAUGAAGCAGUACGGCCUCGGGCCAAACGGAGGCAUCGUGACGUCACUCAACCUGUUCGCUACACGCUUCGAUCAGGUGAUGCAGUUCAUAGAGAAGAAGCAGCAGAGUCACAGGUACGUGCUGAUUGACACUCCGGGUCAGAUUGAAGUCUUCACCUGGUCGGCGUCUGGAACCAUCAUCACGGAGGCUCUGGCGUCGUCCUUCCCCUGCGUCGUCAUCUAUGUGAUGGACACGUCCCGCAGCGUCAGCCCCGUCACGUUCAUGUCCAACAUGCUGUACGCCUGCAGUAUUCUCUACAAGACCAAGCUGCCCUUCAUCGUCGUCAUGAACAAGACUGACAUUAUCGACCACAGUUUCGCAGUGGAGUGGAUGCAGGACUUCGAGGUUUUCCAGGAUGCUCUCAACCAGGAAACCUCGUACGUGAGCAACCUGACGCGCUCCAUGAGUCUGGUGCUGGACGAGUUCUACACCAACCUGAGGGUGGUGGGCGUGUCGGCCGUGACGGGAAGCGGAUUGGACAAGCUGUUCGCUCAGGUGGAGGGUGCCGCGGAGGAGUACGAGAGGGACUAUCGACCCGAAUAUGAACGACUCCGCAAACAGCUGGCGGAGGCUCAGAGCGAGAAGCAGCAGCAGCAGCUGGAGCGGCUCAGGAAGGACCUGGGGGCCGUGGAAAUGACCAACACGCAGGCUGCAGAGGAAGCUGACAUAGCCGGGCCCAGUGACUUCAUCAUGACCCGCGGUAACCCUGACGAUGAGGAGGAGGAGGCGGAGGACAGCGACACGGACGACAUCGACCACAGCGCCACGGAGGAAAGCAAAGAGGCCGACGCCUUCGGAAACUUCCUGAUUGAGAGGAAGGAAGUGGUUCAGGUCCGAAACAAAAAGUGUGCGACGCCUGAGGGCCCCUGACCUCUGACCUCUGCUGUCUGACACCUCCCUCUGCCAGGAAGAGAAAAAAGACAGACACAGACUGAAGGUGAAGAGAGGCUCCCCUCUGCGGGACAGGCUAUCACCUGGAACAGGUUCAGUAGAUUCUUCCAUCACUGAUGUUUUUCCUGCACUGUUGAGCUGAACUCCCCGUCUGAUCAGCUGACCUCUGACCCUGUGACCUGGCUCUAUCAUUAGAGCUGAUUGGCUGCUCCGCAGUGUCGCUCCUUCCAUAAAAAGUGAAGGUUAUAUUUUUGUAUCAGAAAACUUCUAUUCUACUUGUUUUUCAUUACUGUUGUUUGUUUGUGAAAGAAUUUACGAUGAUUAUGAAGAAUAAAAGUGUUUCAG
Chelmon rostratus (copperband butterflyfish) is the source of this 1581-nucleotide messenger RNA. RefSeq names its product GPN-loop GTPase 1 (gene gpn1). The coding region runs from base 13 to 1215 and encodes 400 amino acids. Gene Ontology annotation, molecular function: ATP hydrolysis activity; GTPase activity. The transcript is spliced from 13 exons. The record is from RefSeq and is a predicted model, not a curated record. NCBI's taxonomy places the organism in Eukaryota, Metazoa, Chordata, Actinopteri, Chaetodontiformes, Chaetodontidae.